UACAUCGGAAGACAAGUUAGGUUCCGAAGCAGACGGCGACCACCAAGAGACCCGCUCCGUACACAUACGACGACGCGCCGCCUCCUCCGGCGGUGAGUUCCACACUGACUAUGCGUCGAGCGACGCGCCUUUCUUCGCGAGGAUGAGGCGAAAAUCUCCAGCACCAUCAUCGUACAGUGAAUCUAGAACUGACGGGUACUUGAGAGUACAGACACAGGAGCCAGUGACGACUCGACACCGACGGUCCGCGAGCUUCGCGGGGACUCAUCAUCUACAGUACAAUAUGUACAGCCAACAGACUAACGGGACAGAAUCCCUCCGGAAUCAAAACCAAGGGCUGUGUGGCUCCGAAUCAUCUCUGUCGUGGUCGAGCGAGGCGGAGGAGCGGUACGAGACCUGCUCCAGUGGAGCUAGUGACGCACCCGAUACUAGGAGCGAACAAAAGGGCCCGGUCCCACUAGGCGGUGGUGACGGGGGCGGCGGCGUGAGGUUCCGGAGCGUCAUCUCUGAUGUAUUCGACGGGAAAUUGCUGUCUUCCGUGCAGUGUCUUAUCUGUAAUAGGGUGUCGACGCGCGUGGAGACGUUCCAGGACCUGUCCCUGCCGAUCCCGUCGCGAGAGCAUCUCGCCGUCAUCCGCUGCCAACAACCCAUACUCAACCAUCACGUCUCACACGCUACGCAGGAGUCAUGGGUAUGGUGGCUACUUAGUUGGUUACGGUCGUGGUUCUACGGCCCCGUCGUGUCACUGCAGGACUGUCUCGCUGCAUUCUUCAGCGCUGACGAACUGAAAGGCGAUAAUAUGUACAGUUGUUCCCGCUGCAACAAGCUCCGCAACGGAGUGAAGAUGUCGGGCGUGGUCCGCCUGCCCGAGGUGUUGUGCGUCCACUUGAAGCGGUUCCGACACGAACUCAUGUUCAGCGCUAAGGUCGCUGCACGGGUCUCAUUCCCUAUACACGACCUCAAUAUGGCGCCCUACACGCAUAAAGACUGCACAUCAAAAAUAACCCGGUACGAGUUAUGCGCGGUGAUCUGCCACGCGGGCACCGCCGGGGGCGGGCACUAUACUUGCGUGGCGCGGAACGGACGGAACUGGUACACCUUCGAUGACCACUGCGUCACUCCACUGCCUUACCAUCAUCUGCCGCAUUGCGAGGCUUAUGUGCUGUUCUAUAGGAAAGUGAAUCCUCAAAUGGUGGCGUUACGUCAGAAGGCUGCCGAAAUAUUGGAGUCUACCAGCAUCGAGCCCAAUGAUAUCAAGUUCUACAUCUCCAAGCAGUGGAUUAACAAGUUCAACACGUGGUCGGAGCCGGGCCCCAUCGACAACAGCGACUUCGUGUGCGUGCACGGCGGCGUGCGGCCCGAGCGCGCGCCGCACCUGCACCGCCUCGCCGCGCUCGUACCGCAGGCGCUCUGGGAGUUCCUCUACAUGCAGUACGUACUCAAACAUCUUUAUUCAUCAUACAAUCACCUGCACCGCCUCGCCGCGCUCGUACCGCAGGCGCUCUGGGAGUUCCUCUACAUGCAGUACGUACUCAAACAUCUUUAUUCAUCAUACAAUCACCUGCACCGCCUCGCCGCGCUCGUACCGCAGGCGCUCUGGGAGUUCCUCUACAUGCAGUACGUACUCAAACAUCUUUAUUCAUCAUACAAUCACCUGCACCGCCUCGCCGCGCUCGUACCGCAGGCGCUCUGGGAGUUCCUCUACAUGCAGUACGUACUCAAACAUCUUUAUUCAUCAUACAAUCACCUGCACCGCCUCGCCGCGCUCGUACCGCAGGCGCUCUGGGAGUUCCUCUACAUGCAGUACGUACUCAAACAUCUUUAUUCAUCAUACAAUCACCUGCACCGCCUCGCCGCGCUCGUACCGCAGGCGCUCUGGGAGUUCCUCUACAUGCAGUACGUACUCAAACAUCUUUAUUCAUCAUACAAUCACCUGCACCGCCUCGCCGCGCUCGUACCGCAGGCGCUCUGGGAGUUCCUCUACAUGCAGUACGUACUCAAACAUCUUUAUUCAUCAUACAAUCACCUGCACCGCCUCGCCGCGCUCGUACCGCAGGCGCUCUGGGAGUUCCUCUACAUGCAGUACGUACUCAAACAUCUUUAUUCAUCAUACAAUCACCUGCACCGCCUCGCCGCGCUCGUACCGCAGGCGCUCUGGGAGUUCCUCUACAUGCAGUACGUACUCAAACAUCUUUAUUCAUCAUACAAUCACCUGCACCGCCUCGCCGCGCUCGUACCGCAGGCGCUCUGGGAGUUCCUCUACAUGCAGUACGUACUCAAACAUCUUUAUUCAUCAUACAAUCACCUGCACCGCCUCGCCGCGCUCGUACCGCAGGCGCUCUGGGAGUUCCUCUACAUGCAGUACGUACUCAAACAUCUUUAUUCAUCAUACAAUCACCUGCACCGCCUCGCCGCGCUCGUACCGCAGGCGCUCUGGGAGUUCCUCUACAUGCAGUACGUACUCAAACAUCUUUAUUCAUCAUACAAUCACCUGCACCGCCUCGCCGCGCUCGUACCGCAGGCGCUCUGGGAGUUCCUCUACAUGCAGUACGUACUCAAACAUCUUUAUUCAUCAUACAAUCACCUGCACCGCCUCGCCGCGCUCGUACCGCAGGCGCUCUGGGAGUUCCUCUACAUGCAGUACGUACUCAAACAUCUUUAUUCAUCAUACAAUCACCUGCACCGCCUCGCCGCGCUCGUACCGCAGGCGCUCUGGGAGUUCCUCUACAUGCAGUACGUACUCAAACAUCUUUAUUCAUCAUACAAUCACCUGCACCGCCUCGCCGCGCUCGUACCGCAGGCGCUCUGGGAGUUCCUCUACAUGCAGUACGUACUCAAACAUCUUUAUUCAUCAUACAAUCACCUGCACCGCCUCGCCGCGCUCGUACCGCAGGCGCUCUGGGAGUUCCUCUACAUGCAGUACGUACUCAAACAUCUUUAUUCAUCAUACAAUCACCUGCACCGCCUCGCCGCGCUCGUACCGCAGGCGCUCUGGGAGUUCCUCUACAUGCAUUUCGGCGGCGGCCCCGCGGUGUCGCACGUGCACGAGUGCGGCGUGUGCGCGCGCUGGGCGGCCCGCCUGCGCACGCGCCGCACCAGGGAGCUGCAGGCCUUCUGCGACCUACACGCCAGCUUCCAGGAACAAGAGCGUCCGCACGCAAUCUACGGUAUCAGCAUGCAUUGGUUCCGUCAGUGGCAGGCCUUCGUACGGAACAAGACGCAGCAACCACCGCCGCCUGUUGACAACUCCGGGAUUGUUAGCAAACAGGAGGUCGAUGGUACGACGACUCUCACAAUAAAGCCGGGCUCCGACCACGCGCAGCUCAGCGAGGAACUGUGGCGGUUCUUCACCAACAUAUACGGCGGCGGACCUGAAGUACGGCUCAAGUCACCCAUCAACACGGGCCACCAGGUCAUACUCGCAGACAAAGACACCAAAGCACUCGAGACCAGGCGGCUGUCCAGGAAAUAUUCAGAGUCUGACAGGGAGGAAUACUGCACCAAAUCCACCUCCGAGAUGAACAUAAGAGACUCCUUACACGGGGAACUGCAGAAGAAUCAAUCCCUUCAGAACAUUAAUCGACGAUACAAAACCAAAGCCAAUGCUGAGUCCGAUGAAGACGUGACGUACAGGCGAGCUAGCUUCCAAUACAAGCGCACGGAGACCAACGGGAACUACCCGGAGUCUGACGACGACAUGGACGUCAGUCCGCCGCUACACAACUCCGUGUACGUGAACACGGUGCGACUCGAGAACGGACUCGACAGCUCCGACCACGACGCCAACGACAACCCUGUGCCGCACAGGAACACCUCAGACAAAGUGACAGACACUGACUUACCAAAUCUAGAUAGUAUAUCGCUGAAAAGCAAGCCCGCCAAAAGCGGCAAAGUGAGAAAAAUGAAAAGACGGACAGUCAAAUGAUUCUUUCUAGCUUUCCAGUUUGUUCACAGGCUGAGGCGAAGGGUCGCGUCAGCUCGCAAACACUACGUUUAACAUUAACGUUACAUUUUCGAACAUUCCUUUUUUUCGGUGACUGGUGUUUAAAAUACGUGCAUUUAUAGGUUGGACGAACCUACAAACUCUGGGACUCUGGUCUCUCACUUGUUUCGUAAAAACGAUAUUUUUCUAAAGCAUUAUAAUUAAAAUCUGCGGCCUCCGCGCCCGGCUAACGGGAGGGUGUUAGUAUUUUUAGUACAAUUUUAAUUUAGUUCAAAUUCAGGUAUAGAAAAUUAGAUACUUGAAUAAAAAUGAUGUUAUACGUGAAAUAAUCAUCGAACUUGUAUAUUUACAAUAAUGAAUGUAUAUCUGUGUAAAAUUCAAUUGAAGUUAACCAUAACACCUACUAUGUGUAUAGAAAUUUCGUGUUUAUAGGUAGACUAUUAUCUUGACUGCAUUUCUUUCUUUCCUCUUAUUUACCGUGGAUUAGGUAUUUAUUUUGUUAUUUCUGGUUCUAAGUCUAUGUGUUAUUUGUUAAAGAAUUGAUCAGCAAUAAAAUAUAUUUCGUCUAUAUUGGCUGCAUA
Molecule: messenger RNA, 4524 nt
Organism: Spodoptera litura
Lineage: Eukaryota; Metazoa; Arthropoda; Insecta; Lepidoptera; Noctuidae
Source: RefSeq, a predicted model, not a curated record